GACGGGGACUGGAAGUGCAGUGUAAAUCCCGGAAUUACUGUGGUUGCAGGAUGCAGACCCCCGAGCGAGAGGGAAGUGGGCCAGAGGCGAGCCCCAGCGUGAUGGCCGAGCCUUCCUCAGAGUCUCCUCCUGCUCCUGCCAAGUCCCCCGCUUUUGAUCUUUUCAACUUGGUUCUGUCCUACAAGAGGCUGGAGAUCUACCUGGAACCCCUGAAGGACGCAGGUGACGGUGUUCGAUACCUGCUCAGGUGGCAGACGCCUUUGUGUUCCUUGCUGACCUGCCUGGGCCUCAACGCCUUGUUUCUCACUUUGAAUGAGGGUGCAUGGUACUCCGUGGGUGCCCUGAUGAUUUCAGUGCCCGCCCUGCUGGGCUACCUUCAGGAGGUUUGCCGGGCACAGCUGCCCAAGGCCGAGCUGAUGCGGAGGAAGUAUCACAGCGUGCGGCAGGAAGACCUGCAGAGAGUUCGCCUUUCCCGCCCUGAGGCCGUGGCAGAGGUGAAGAGCUUCUUGAUCCAGCUGGAGGCCUUCCUGAGCCGCCUGUGCUGCACCUGCGAAGCUGCCUACCGCGUGCUGCACUGGGAGAACCCUGUUGUGUCUUCACGGUUUUACGGGGCUCUUCUGGGCACGGUGUGCAUGCUGUACCUGCUGCCGCUCUGCUGGGUCCUUACCCUUUUAAACAGCAUGCUCUUUUUGGGGAACGUGGAGUUCUUCCGAGUGGUGUCUGAGUACAGGGCAUCCCUGCAGCAGCGGAUGAACCCCAGGCAGGAAGAGCACACCCAGGAGAGCCCACCACCGCCGGACGCUGCGGAGAUGGGUGCUCUGCUGGAGAGCACGCCUGCCCCCACGCCCACGGAGGACAGGGCUGCCAGCCUUCUCCAUCUGUCAUGGUGUCUCUCUGCCCAGGACCUCACACCAGGCAGCGUAGAGGAGGCCGAGGAGGCAGAGCCAGACGAGGAAUUUAAAGACGCGAUUGAGGAGACCCACCUGGUGGUGCUGGAGGAUGACGAAGGCACCCCAUGCCCAGCAGAGGAUGAGCUGGCCCUCCAGGACAACGGGUUCCUGAGUAAGAACGAGGUCCUGCGCAGCAAGGUGUCCCGGCUCACGGAGCGGCUCCGCAAGCGCUACCCCGCCAACAACUUCGGGAGCUGUACCGGCUGCUCAGCCACCUUCUCGGUGCUGAAGAAGAGGCGGAGCUGCAGUAACUGUGGAAACAGCUUCUGCUCUCGGUGCUGCUCCUUCAAGGUGCCCAAGUCCUCCAUGGGGGCCACAGCCCCUGAAGCCCAGAGAGAGACUGUGUUCGUGUGUGCCUCGUGUAACCAGACCUUGAGCAAGUGAGAAGAGAGGCCGGGGUCCAACCCGGUGCCAAUCUUCGGGGCCAGCAGCAGACCCCUACCCCACCCCUGGCCCCUUGUAGCCCAUGAUGGGCUAAUGUGGACUGAGUGCUAGGUAGGCUACCCCUCCCUUCCCUCACUGUCCCCAGCUGGGUUCCGGAAUUAUUCCCUGCUCCUGUGGGUGGCUGGCAGUGGCUGCUGUCGGACACUGAGGGAGCACCUGGAGGGUCUGGCAUGUUUGCCUGGCGCUGCUCUGGGCUGAGUGGACCCAGGGCUGGGCAGGGAGUAUCCCCUAGAGGGCAGCAGUGAGCUAGACCUGUUCUCUGGGCUCUGUCGGCGCAGUCUGGCCAGGCCUGCAAAGUCUCGGAGACUGCGAAUGGGGAAAGAGGUUCUUUCCCUGAAGUGUUUGGCCUCUGCCUCAGCCUGCAGAAGGGCUUGGGAGUCCCACAUCCCACUCUGCUGUUCAAGUGGCCCUCAGGGCACUGGGAUCCAUCAUUUCCCAUCAGAGGGUGUGCUCAGGGCUGAGAAGAUCGGGAGUGCUGCUGGAAGUGGGCUGACUUCCCACGUUCCGCAGAGAACAGGGAGGAGGGCUUGCCAGUGGGCCUAUCAAGUGGGGCAGAGUACGGGGCCGCAGCUGCCCAGAGGAUGCAGACUGUGAUUGGCAGAAUCUCAGCCCAUGUGAUGCCCCGCUGGCCCCAGUGCUGCAGGGCACUCAGAUCACCCGUCCUGCGCCCCAUGCUGGAGUUAGGGCAGGCCUUCUCAGCCCAGCACCACCUCUCCCUUCUCCACUCCUUGCCCUGUGGAGUGAGGUCAGGAGAGCAGAGCAGAGGUACUGAAGCCCUUGAUCCUCGGGCCUGGGAGGUGUAGGUCAUGCUGGGCCAGGUCCUAGGCUGUGCCCCACAGGACAGUCUCAGUUAAGGGGUAAGGCCACUUGGGGCCCCCAUCCUCUUUCCAGCAACUUCACGUCUACUUGUGGGCUUGUGGGGGCCCACCGCCUCUCUAAGCCAUGAGCUAGCUCAGGCCCGUCCUCCCGCUGGAGCUACCCUGCCCUUUUGAAGUAUUUAUUUAUUUAUUGCAUGGCUCCUGGGAAUGUGUUGCACAGGAAUGGGGUGAAGAGGAUGGGGGCCCUCUCUUACCCAGGACCCUCCCUCGAGUCGAGUUGUGGGUUACCUGGAAUGAACCCGCAAGCUACUGAGACUUGUCCGUACCUGAGGCAGCAACCCAAGGAGGCAGGCUGGACAGGGCAGUCUGUCCUAGGCUGGCUUUCUUGCCAGGCCAGGCAGCUGAGUUAGGCCUUAGCAGCCAGAGACCUGCCCCAGGCCAGCCAGGGUACCCGUCCCUGGGGAACCUGGCAGGCCCUUGCCCUGCUGAGGGUGAGCGUACCCGUUUUGCUGACACUGGAGCUGAGCGGGAAGGAUCUGUAUAACGGAGAAUGGUCAAUAAAAGGCUCGAACCGCUGUC
Tupaia belangeri chinensis (Chinese tree shrew) is the source of this 2791-nucleotide messenger RNA. It is a transcript of the gene ZFYVE27, whose product is annotated as zinc finger FYVE-type containing 27. Gene Ontology annotation, biological process: endoplasmic reticulum tubular network formation; positive regulation of axon extension; neuron projection development. Gene Ontology annotation, molecular function: metal ion binding. The coding region runs from base 51 to 1334 and encodes 427 amino acids. The transcript is spliced from 12 exons. NCBI's taxonomy places the organism in Eukaryota, Metazoa, Chordata, Mammalia, Scandentia, Tupaiidae. Gene Ontology annotation, cellular component: growth cone membrane; endoplasmic reticulum tubular network. The record is from RefSeq and is a predicted model, not a curated record.